UGAGUUUAACCUCGUCGAGUGGUGCUGGGACUUGAGCUGGAGAGGGUUUGCAAAUUUGUGACCGAUAUUAUUGCCAGUGUUUUGUUCGUCUUGUUUUCCUGACUGCAUCUCGUGUCGUCUUUUCUUCACCGGACCUAACUCAAGGAUACAACAGUGAACAUUCAUUUUGUAAAGGCUUCCUUUGGUCCUAGGGUACGUUACACCGCGAGCAAUUAAGCAAUAUUUAUUGGAAACGGAGCGCGGGAAGGCGGACAGCAAAUCUCUUCUUUAAAUGAGGCUCGACAAUCGUGUGGAAUGGACGCAAUAUCAUUCGCAUGUGUUUUGAUAACAUAACAAACUCUUGAAGUGUGCUGUAGAGUCAGAUGUGAUUACUGGAAUUCUAGAACAACUACCAUCAAAGGAUUCAUAAAGAAUUCGAUUAGGAACGCUCUACACAUUGUGGAAUAGAUGGCAUUACAGUUCAAUAACUUCAUUAGAGGCCCCACUAUUUUUUUUUCAAUCAUCGAAGAGUCUACCGAACGCAGUUAACGGGACUGCGAUUAUAUUUUCUACACAUGGCCUACAAAUUAAGUUUCUUUUUAAACUGAGAAACGGUCAACCAAGAGGAGAGCAAGCGUUAUUUUAACCAUCAAAUUUGACUGACUGUGUUUUUCACUUUAACACUUUAAUGCAUCAUUAGAUAUGGACAAAGCUGAACAGAAAAUCUUAAUGCACGCUUUACUUGAAACAAAGGUGUAAUGAGAGAAAUAUCCAGUGGAUGUCUACGUUGAGUUGUGCAAUCGUUUAGUCUACUUCGUUUGCUUUUUGUGGAUUUGCCAUCGAGUCAUUUUCUAGAAUUCUGGCUAGACUGGCUAGAAUAAAAAGCUAGACAGGCAAUUGUUUUGUAACAUCUAAAUCAAACAUAAUUACGCAUUUCAUUCCUUUAUCAUCCCCGGUGAAGAAGAAAAACAUGAUCAGUAUGCUGUGCCUAAGUUUUGAAAAGAAAAACGGAAAAGGAGCCCCGAAGCGAUCAAUAAUGUUGAGGAACUCAGCAAAUUCUGACCGAUGGCGUAUGAUGGGGGUCAUUUUCACCAUUUUGAUUCUAUUGCUUCAGCUCACCGUUGCUUGCAACUCUACAACAGAUUGUUGCCCUGACAACGAACUUAUAGAACAGGGACAAGAUGCGGUUACCAUAGAAACGGAUGUUGAUACGGGAACAGUGGAUGCCCAGCUGGCGACGGAGCGCUCUCGCUUUCAAGACAGGCUGAAUUUUACCCGGGGAAUUAAUUUCCCGAACUUUACCAACUACGGAGAGGACUUGCCUCCCUUGGGUGAUCCCGAGGACAUAGCGGACCUGUGCAAGCAGAAUGAGGGACUACCCGACGAAUGCAGAUCUGAUCUGUGCCCGCGACAGAACAUAACCGACCUAAAGGGUACCUUCGAAUGGGACUACACCCCCGCGGGGGAUUACGCCUUCUUACCCUGCCCUAAUGGGGGCUGGCUGGAGGAGUACUUCCCCACCGCCCCUCCCAUGAUGGUAGCCUACCGCCCCUGCUACCCACCCACAGUAAGAAAGGGGCUGAGGCAGCUGUUCUACGAGGGGGCUUUCUGGGGCGAGCCGGUGACCGACAUCUGUCGAUGGAGCUCGGAGACGACAUGGAUGUUGGACGACAUCCGCAAGGCGAUCAGGGAGGAAAUAUUGGAUAUGAUCCGCAACACUCCCAGCAACAACUUCAACAGUAACAACGUCACCCGAAUCAUCUACCACCUCCGUGAAGCCAGUCUCUUGAUCAACUCUGUCCCCACCGACUACCUCACCGAAGUCGACGUGCUCAUGGUCGCCUCGGUGAUCGACACCUCCGUCAGCGCCGGAGUCGAGGGACUCUACACCGUCACCUCGGAGCUUGGGCAAGAGGUUGUCAACCUUGCAGACCGCAUCCUGGACAUUGAUAUUUGGACGCUGCUGAAGGCCCACAGCUCUUGCCUCAGUAUUGCUGAUAAUCUCGAAAUCUACACGGGACGCGUCAAGAUGGGUAUGCUCGGCGACAAACUGACGCAUAACGGUCGCAAUCUUUACAUCGAAGUCGAGCAGACGACACCUGAAUAUGUCGAACAUUUACCCAACAGGUGGGUGGUGGCGCCAGAUACUGAGGGGAAUUCUGAACCGGAACCAGUAGUCUCCAUUGACUUUCCAUGGGGAAAAAUUGCAGCGGUAAAACGACGAAAUCAAACAGAUGGAAGAUCUCAUAGAAUUCGGGAGAGAGAUCGCGAAACCAGACGGAACAGGACUAUCUUUGAUGAUCGGUUCAAUAGGAGAGACCCUGAGGCAUAUGCCGUACCUACGUAUAUGAUAAGGGCCACCGCUAUUGUUUACUAUACAGGAAAAUUCUUUGUGAGCGAGUUAUCCCAGAUCGCCCCCGUUGAUGAAACUGUGCUGGUAUACAUCAAGGCAUACAAUGACGGUGUGCCGUUGGAAGAGAUCCCCGAACCGCUCUCCAUUACCUUCUAUCAUACGACUGAUGGCCAGGGUGAUCUACCAGACUGGGCUGGAUUUGCCUGUGGAUCAGCUCGACUCCAUAGCUCUAGAGAACCUGUACCUGAUCUUGUGCAGCAUGUUGAACUGGAAUGGGACUCUUCGUACUGCACGAUGAAUUUUACAAAUGAUAACUACACAGUCUGUAUGUGUACCGUCUUAGAAAUCAUUGGUCUGAUAAAGGAUGCAAUACCAACACAGGAACCGACCACACCAGAAACAGCACCCGGACCACUUGAAUUCAUUGGAAUUCCGAAUUCACUUGGCCUGACUAUAACAAGCUACAUUGGCUACAGUGUAUCAAUCAUCAGUCUACUCCUAACUAUCAUAACCUACGCUAUCUUUCCAAAGCUGCGGCGGGGUCGUCCGACCCUCAUCCACGUGAACCUGUGCGUGGCCAUCCUCCUCCUCCUCGUCCUCCUCAUCUCUUCCGUGGCCUUCUGCAACAACGUCAUGGGGUGCCGUGUCGCCAACAUCUUCCGUAUCUACAUCAUCCUAGUCUCGCUGAUGUGGAACGGGGUCGAGGCCGUCCACAUGUACAUGACCCUCGUCAAGGUCUUUACCGCCCACGCUUCGUACUUCGUUCUCAAGGCCGGCCUGGUGGCUUGGGGUAUACCACUAUUCGUUGUGCUCAUAGCAGCUGCAGUCAACAUUGAAAUCUACGACGGGUUCCUCAUCAAUUGUACAUUCAGCUGUCGUUUGAGUACCGUCGCUUUCUACGGUCUCUUCUUAACACCGAUGCUCAUCAUCGUCCUCUUCAAUAGCAUCGUAUUCGGGCUCGUUCUCCGGGUCAUCAGAAAAAUAUAUAAAACAGAUGGUAAAAAGACGCCAUUGAAUCAGUUGAAAGGUGCCGUUGCUCUCCUAGUCCUUCUCGGUAUCUCAUGGAUCUUCGGCGCGGCGGCCGCCGUCAACUUCACAAUCGUUCCGUCAGGAUACGAACCCCAAGCUACGGCAAACAUUUUUCAGGCUCUAUUUGCAAUCAGCGUUGCUUUCCAGGGCUUCUUCAUUUUUAUCUUCCAUUGUGCAAGAUACCCGGAUGUUAGGCAACAAUGGAAAACGACUCUGACACCGAAGAGAUGCAGGCGACAUGAGAGGAAAUCCAGUUGCAUUCCAACCGUGUCGACCGGUUCGGGAGUUGACGGCAUUCAGGUUACGCGGUUAUAGCAGGAAUAGUUAGCGGUAAGGGAGAAAGUGAUGCGGUAACCUUCUGUCAUCAUCGGUAAAACUAUGGAACAGGAUCUGACUGAGUGCUAUAUUCACCGGUGUCACAACAAAGAAGAAACAAUGUUUCCCACCGUGUCUACCGGUUCGGGGAAUGACGGUAUCGAAGAUAUGUGGUUAGCGGUUAGGGCUAAAGCGACGCGGUUAUCUAUUUGUCAGUGAAGCUAAACGAAAGGACCUGCUACCGUGACUCCGAUUCUAUACCCGCUUUCACGCCAGAGAGGAAAUCAAAAUGUAUUGUAACCGUGUCCUUGACCGCUCUGAGAACGUCAUUAUCCAGGACACUGGACUACCGCUGGAACUGUCAGUGGUUAGGGCUAAAUUAGCGACGCGUUAACUACCUGCCAAACUCAAUAAAAUUAGGGAAGAGGACCCGACAUACUGCUAUGUGACUCCGAUCAUUUACUGAUGUAACAACAAUGAAGAGUGUUGCAUUCCAACCGUGCCUUCCGGUUCGGGAAACGACCCGGUAACUCGAUUGAGCACGAAAUGUUAGCGGUUAUAGACCUUCAAUUAUGACAUUGUUCUUGAGUGUUUGCAACUAGUAUAAGACCGGCAAUGGAAUUUAGUCGGUACUAUUGACAUUUUCGACAAAUUAUAUUUGUACUAUUUUUAAAGGGUUGUUGAACGCCAU
Messenger RNA from Strongylocentrotus purpuratus (purple sea urchin), 4367 nucleotides. RefSeq lists its product as uncharacterized. The coding region runs from base 950 to 3676 and encodes 908 amino acids. Gene Ontology annotation, molecular function: G protein-coupled receptor activity. The record is from RefSeq and is a predicted model, not a curated record. NCBI's taxonomy places the organism in Eukaryota, Metazoa, Echinodermata, Echinoidea, Camarodonta, Strongylocentrotidae. Gene Ontology annotation, biological process: adenylate cyclase-activating G protein-coupled receptor signaling pathway; cell surface receptor signaling pathway. Gene Ontology annotation, cellular component: membrane. The transcript has 15 exons.